AUGCAAACUCAAAGAGACAAAUCUAAAGAUUUAUCUGAAGUUGGCUUAUUAAAACUGGAAAAUGCUAGGCUUAUGACUAGGAUCGCAGAAUUAGAACAAAUAGUAAAAGAAAAAAAUGCACUUGAGACUGAGCUAAAACAGAUUAUAGAAGAAAAUACUGAGAAAGCAAAGUUAAGAGAUGUUGAGCUUAAUGCAAGAAUUAUAGAACUAGAAUACGCAAGUGCUAUUUCAAGUUUAAAGGAUAAUCAAAUUCAAAAUAUUAUAAAUAAUUUUUUCAAGACAACUGAUAUGAGUUGCCAAAAAGUGAUCGGUGUGACAAAUUGUCACGCGCAUAUGUCAGAUCUAUCUAGCUCAAACGAUUCAUCAGCAGAGUUGGCACUGUCAAAAUUACCAGAAAUUGAG
This is a messenger RNA of Racocetra persica, 402 nucleotides long. The record is from the annotation of a GenBank genome assembly. Lineage: Eukaryota; Fungi; Glomeromycota; Glomeromycetes; Diversisporales; Gigasporaceae.